UUCAAUCAUGGCAGACGACAGAACCACGAUUUUCAUCACUGGAAAGAACCUGACACCGGAACAAUUAAUGGUCCUUGGAAAGGGUGGUGCAAUCAUUAAGCUGUCAGCUGAUGCAUUGUUAAGUGUCAAACUAUCGAAGAAGGUUAUAGACGAUAUACUGGAAGACGACACCAAAGUAAUAUAUGGCGUAAACACUGGAUUUGGAGAGCUGAGAUCAGAAGUGAUCCCAAGAGACAAACUUUGUGAACUACAAGAAAACCUUAUCCGAUCACAUGCAUCUGGAGUAGGAGAGCCGCUGAGUCCGCAAAAGACACGUAUGUUGAUGGCGAUUCGAAUCAAUGUACUGGCCAGAGGAAACAGCGGAAUAUCUGUUGAAACAUUGGAACGUUUCAUAAACGCUUUCAAUGCAUCCUGUUUAUCGUACGUUCCCGAAAAGGGCACAGUUGGUGCUUGUGGUGACCUGGCACCGUUGGCACAUCUGUCGCUAGGAAUGAUGGGAGAAGGAGACAUGUGGAACCCAGAUACACAACAGUUUGGUAAAGCAAAUGAGGUACUGGAAUCGCAUGGACUGAAGGCGAUAGAACUUGGCCCCAAAGAGGGUUUAAGUCUCAUCAAUGGUGCCCAGUUGAUAACAGCCAUUGGAAUAUUAGCUUUGGAAAAAGCAAAAGCUAUUGCCAGACAAGCCGAUGUGGUUGCAGCCAUAACUUUGGAUGUGUUCAAAGGCACCGACGCUGCUUUUGACGCUGAUAUCCAUGCAGCAAGACCACAUACUGGUCAAGUGAAAGUAGCACGCAGAUUUAGAUCGCUCAUCCAUUCCGAGGUGUUUCCUUCCGAGAUAUUUGAGCAUUAUGAGUCACACAAGAAGGUUCAAGACAACUAUUCGCUCAGAUGUAUCCCACAGGUCCAUGGUAUUGCGAAUGACACAAUUGACUUUGUUGCCGGAAUUCUGACUACCGAAAUGAAUUCUUCAACCGACAACCCUUUGGUAUUCCCUGAGAGGCAUGAAAUCUUAUCAGGAGGCAAUUUCCACGGAGAGUAUCCGGCAAAGGCACUGGACUACUUGGCAAUUGGUAUUCAUGAAAUUGCUAAUAUGAGCGAACGUAGAAUAAAUAGAAUGUGUAACCGAAGUAAGUACGAGAUUCCUGCAUUUCUGGUCAAAGAUAGUGGUCUGAAUUCGGGUUUUAUGAUCGCUCAUUGUACUGCUGCGGCUUUAGUGUCUGAAAAUAAAGUGUUGACGCAUCCAUCGUCCGUGGAUUCCAUCUCAACCAGUGCUGGGUCCGAAGACCACGUAUCAAUGGGUGGAUUCUCUGCAAGAAAGGCGCUGACCGUGGUAGAACACGUGGAACAAGUUAUUGCCAUUGAACUACUAGCUGCUUGCCAGGGACUUGAAUUCUUGAAACCUUAUAAGACUACUAAACCAUUACAGGCUGUUUAUGACUUGGUGCGUACAGUGGCUAAACCUUGGGUUAAAGAUCGUUUCAUGGCUCCUGACAUUAAUGCUGUCACAAAACUUCUGCAAGAAGAAAAGAUAUGGGCGUGUGUGGAGCCAUAUAUCCAACAUUACAAUAAAACUAUGGGUUGAACUGGCGUCAUCAACGCCGACCUUUGUGAAUGACGUCAUAAUGCGUACAUGUAGGAAGCGAAGACGUUAUCGUGCUAUAUAAAUAAUAUGCUAUUGUUAAACUAUUUGAUUAAUACAUUCUGUAAUAUAUAUAUAUGGCUAAUGAGAUUUUAAAUGAACAGAAAUAUGUUAAUUAAUUUGAUUUGAUGUGAAACCGUAUACAUGGUGAGAUUUCAACAAAACAAUGUAUUUGUGUGUGCUUUGUGAAUGUAAACAGAUCAACCGAUAGAUUUAAUAUUAAAAUAUAUUUACAUAUUAUAUACAUAACUAAAUCCGGAUAAAGCAGUUAUUGUGUUAUUUUUGGAACUAAACAUUAUCAAUGUAAAAUAUCAAAUUAUGUGAUACCAAGAUGGCUAAUGCAUUUGUUUAACAUAAAUGGCUAACAUUUAACGUGCUGAUCUGAUGCCAGAUGUGUUGGUGGCGUAUAUUAAGCUUGUUGUUGAUAUUAAAUAUAUGUUUGUGUCACAGUAAAUGGAAAGAUCGCUAUUGCUGAUCGGUAAGUGAUUUGUUAUCGGACUUUCGCAUGCCGGUUUGCAAAAAUGUAAACAUAUGACAGUGCGACGGUCUGUACUUGAGCAAAUUGUAAUUUGUAAUUUUAAAUGUUAUCUGAAUAAAAUACGAUAUUUAAAGU
Molecule: messenger RNA, 2252 nt
Organism: Saccoglossus kowalevskii
Lineage: Eukaryota; Metazoa; Hemichordata; Enteropneusta; Harrimaniidae
Product: histidine ammonia-lyase-like
Biological process (GO): L-histidine catabolic process
Cellular component (GO): cytoplasm
Molecular function (GO): histidine ammonia-lyase activity
Source: RefSeq, a predicted model, not a curated record